Messenger RNA from Limulus polyphemus (Atlantic horseshoe crab), 579 nucleotides. RefSeq lists its product as uncharacterized. Bases 60 to 422 code for a protein of 120 amino acids. Lineage: Eukaryota; Metazoa; Arthropoda; Merostomata; Xiphosura; Limulidae. The transcript has 5 exons. The record is from RefSeq and is a predicted model, not a curated record.
AUGAUAUAAAAAGGUUUUUUUUAAGCUGAAAUGUUCAUGAAAACAGCAACAUUCUUAACAUGAAAGUUUUAUUUGCAGCUCUUCUUGUGCUCGUCAGCCUGGCGAUGACGAAAGGCAACUCUGUAAAAAUGAUGUGGAAUCUGAUGUGUAGUAAUAAAGAGGAUCCUAAAAAAUUGAAUGAACUGAGAAGGUGCAUAGGAGAACGUUUUCAACAACAAGCAGGAUGGCUUCCAGGUGCAAUUCGAGAUUGUGAAUAUUCAAAAUUUUCUUAUGGGAAGUUUGAAGAGUUUGUGAACGAAAUGUGUAAUGAAGACAAAGAUGCUGAUAUGGAGGAAGUGCUGAAAUGUAUCAGUGACAAAAUUGAAGCAGCUGAAGAGGAUCUGGACUUUGCAAUGUCUGAUAUUAUUAAGAACUGUUACUGAAAACCUUCAACGGACCACUUAACAGCUGAUGAAGACCAGCAUCUACAUAUUACCUAUAAUAUAAUAAUCUGAAUCUGUCGUGGUUUCCUUCUUUUUUGAAUUAUGUUUAACUCUCAACUACCUUUAUCUCGAAAAUAAAACUAUUUUAAAGCAACAA